ACGGUCCUCCUCCUCCUCCGUCGCAGCUUACAACUCAAGUGUUCACCGGGAAAACAUAAUAAGAAAUUCGCUUUGAGAAUGAAUCUGGAAAGUAAAAGAAUGGAGGCAUAUAACAGAUCCUAGAAUGGGAUUUUUUUUUUUGAUUAGUGGCAACUGCAGCUAAAAACUGUGACACAUAUGUUUUAUCAUUGGGUUUGUUUUGUUUUUCACAAUGUGCGAGGGAUGGAUAUGGGAUGGAUUCCAGUUUAUUUUCGCCAUGGAUACAAGGACUGGCAAGUUAUCAGCAUGAAUUACUGAGGACAAAAAAACAACUUGAUCUCAAUGUUAAAUUCAAAUUUGGAGGACUGACCAUGCUGAAAAGAGCGGGACUGUUAUUUUCACUGGUGUAUUUUAUGGGGGAGCUUUGGCUCACUUCGCAGCAAGUCCUGAGAAUUGGGGGCAUCUUUGAGACCCUUGAAAAUGAACCAAUUAGCGUUGAAGAACUGGCCUUUAAAUUUGCUGUAACCAACAUAAACAGGAACCGGACCUUAAUGCCAAACACCACGCUGACCUACGACAUCCAGAGAAUAAAUCUAUUUGACAGUUUUGAAGCCUCCAGAAGAGCAUGUGACCAGUUGGCUCUGGGGGUUGGGGCUGUGUUUGGUCCAUCUCACAGCUCAUCGGUCAGUGCGGUUCAGUCCAUCUGUAACGCACUGGAAGUCCCUCACAUCCAGACCCGAUGGAAACACCCCUCAGUGGACAACAAGGACAGCUUCUACAUUAACCUCCACCCUGAAUACGCCUCCAUCAGCAGAGCUGUGUUAGACAUAGUGCAGUUCUACAAGUGGAAAGCAGUCACUGUGGUCUAUGAGGAUGCGACUGGUCUGAUUCGUCUGCAAGAGUUGAUCAAAGCUCCAUCCAGAUAUACAAUCAAAAUCAAGAUCCGACAGCUGCCAUCAGGAAGCAAAGAUGCCCGUCCCCUACUGAAAGAGAUGAAGAAGGGGAAGGAGUUCUUUGUUAUCUUUGACUGCUCUUACCAAACAUCAGCUGACGUCCUAAAGCAGAUCCUGUCUAUGGGAAUGAUGACUGAGUAUUAUCACUACUUCUUCACCACAUUGGACUUGUUCGCCCUUGACCUGGAGCCUUACCGCUACAGUGGGGUCAACAUGACGGGAUUUAGGCUGCUCAACGUGGACAAUCCUAGAGUGGCUUCGGUGCUGGAGAGGUGGGCCAUGGAGCGCCUGCAGGCUCCCUCCAAAGUCGAGACUGGAAUGAUGGAGGGAAUGAUGACCACUGAGGCGGCUCUGAUGUAUGAUGCUGUUUACAUGGUGGCUGCUGCCUCACAACGCACCUCACAGGUCACCGUCAGCUCCCUGCAGUGCCACCGACACAAACCCUGGCGCUUCGGAUCGCGCUUCAUAAACCUGCUGAAGGACACACAAUGGGACGGUUUGACAGGACAAAUCGCCAUUAACAAGACAGACGGUCUGCGCAAAGAAUUUGAUUUAGAUGUGAUCAGCCUAAAGGAGGAUGGCUUGGAGAAGUCUAUGACGGGCAGCCGCCUGAAUAAAGUGUGGAAAAAGAUUGGUAUCUGGAACUCCCAGACUGGCCUUAAUUUAACAGAAACCAACAGGGACUCCUCCACAAAUGUUACAGAUUCGAUGGCCAACAGGACCCUCGUUGUCACUACUAUUCUGGAAAAUCCCUAUGUCAUGUAUAAAAAAUCGGAUAAGCCGCUAUAUGGGAAUGACCGCUUUGAAGGUUACUGCCUUGACCUACUCAAAGAGCUCUCAAACAUUUUGGGCUUCUCCUACGAGGUAAAACUGGUGUCAGAUGGAAAAUACGGAGCACAGAAUGACAAGGGAGAGUGGAACGGCAUGGUGCGUGAACUUAUUGAUCAUGUGGCUGACCUCGCUGUGGCCCCUCUCACCAUUACCUACGUCAGGGAAAAGGUGAUAGACUUCUCCAAGCCCUUCAUGACAUUAGGAAUCAGCAUCCUCUACCACAAACCAAAUGGCACAAAUCCUGGGGUGUUUUCCUUUCUCAACCCACUCUCUCCUGAUAUCUGGAUGUAUGUGCUGCUGGCAUGCCUUGGAGUCAGCUGUGUGCUGUUUGUCAUUGCCAGGUUCACUCCAUAUGAAUGGUACAACCCUCACCCCUGCAAUCCAGACUCAGAUGUGGUUGAAAACAACUUUACCCUAAUAAACAGUGUCUGGUUUGGAGUUGGAGCACUUAUGCAGCAAGGGUCUGAAUUGAUGCCUAAGGCUCUUUCAACAAGGAUAGUAGGAGGAAUAUGGUGGUUCUUCACUCUGAUCAUAAUCUCCUCAUACACUGCCAAUCUGGCUGCUUUCCUCACUGUGGAGAGAAUGGACUCACCGAUUGACUCUGCAGAUGACUUGGCCAAGCAAACAAAGAUCGAGUACGGUGCAGUGCGAGAUGGGUCCACCAUGACCUUUUUCAAGAAAUCUAAGAUCUCAACCUAUGAGAAAAUGUGGGCAUUUAUGAGCAGCCGAAAAAACACAGCUUUGGUGAAAAACAACCGCGAAGGGAUUCAGAGGGUCCUCACCACAGACUACGCUCUUCUGAUGGAGUCUACCAGCAUCGAGUAUAUCAGCCAGCGCAACUGCAACCUCACGCAGAUUGGAGGCUUGAUAGAUUCUAAGGGCUACGGUGUGGGAACUCCAAUUGGCUCCCCUUACAGAGACAAGGUCACCAUCGCCAUCUUGCAGCUUCAGGAAGAAGGAAAGCUGCACAUGAUGAAGGAGAAAUGGUGGAGAGGGAAUGGGUGUCCAGAGGAGGACAGCAAAGAGGCCAGUGCUUUGGGUGUGGAGAACAUAGGAGGGAUCUUUAUAGUGUUGGCAGCCGGACUAGUCCUCUCAGUUUUUGUUGCAAUUGGAGAAUUUAUUUACAAAUCCAGAAAAAACUUGGACAUUGAGGAGGUGAGUGUUGGCCAGUGUGAGUGGCACAACAAAUAUUAACAAAUUAUGGGACUCAAACACUUCAAUGCACCUACUAUAACUUUGUGUUAUCAUAUUCUUUUACAGGACUAUGGUUAUAAGAGAGCCAAUAAUAAAAAAAUAUAAGUCCGAUUAAACCUAGACUUAAAAACUGCAUUGCUACAAUCAAAGAAUAUGUUUUUAACAAAAACGUUGUGUGUUUUAGUAGUUUUUAAAGUAGCAAACACAAAGAUGUUAGUCUUGAUUAAAGUUUUUAUUAGAAUCCCUUUCUCUGAAAACAAAUUAUAUGAGUUGUGAUACUUGACUAUCUGGGCUGGCCAUAUUUCUUGGAAUGCAGUGUAACAUUGUUCUGCAUGUCGGAAGCAUUAUUGUUAAGCCUUCACAUUUCAUCUGAAUGGAGAGGCUUGAGAACAUUUUUUUUCUGCCAUAACAGCUUCAAAAAUUGUGUUUCGGAGGAUUUAAAUCUUUAGCACAGCAUUGCACAGAAAUGGACUUAUUCGCUCACUGUUGUUUAUGAAUGACUGUUCAGUGAAAUACUUGUUCAUGAAGUUGGUUUACAUUUUUUGUCUAAUAUGAAGUUUAUGAACAUGCUUGUUCAAGAUUUGUUGUGUUGAAAUUGUUUUGGGAUGACUAAAGUCGUAUGAGAACGUUG
This is a messenger RNA of Poecilia latipinna (sailfin molly), 3588 nucleotides long. Its product is annotated as glutamate receptor ionotropic, kainate 1-like. Gene Ontology annotation, biological process: monoatomic ion transport. Lineage: Eukaryota; Metazoa; Chordata; Actinopteri; Cyprinodontiformes; Poeciliidae. Gene Ontology annotation, molecular function: ligand-gated monoatomic ion channel activity; signaling receptor activity. The coding region runs from base 234 to 2957 and encodes 907 amino acids. The transcript is spliced from 16 exons. Gene Ontology annotation, cellular component: membrane. The record is from RefSeq and is a predicted model, not a curated record.